AUGCGCCUCUCCAGAUCAGUCGUCGUCGUCGUCCCCGCUUUCGCGGCGGGCGUCUGCGCCGGGCCCUGCAGGCCCGCCGACCCCGUCUACUCGAUCCUGCGGACGCCGCUGCAGUCCCUGGCCACGCCGUUUUGCUCCGGGUUCCUGGGGUACCCCGUCACGGCGACCGGCACCGCCGUCGGGGACGCCGCGACGGUGACGCAGACGGCCUACCAGGAGCCGGAUACGGUGACGGCGCAGGCUACCGAGACCGUCGUCGCCACCUCGACCGAGUUGCUCGUCGUCACCACGACUCCCGACCCAGUGACCCGAACAAACACCGUCGUCAACACGGUCACCAUAUGGGCCAGACAGGAAGCCCUGCCGCCGCUGCUGGCCUCGUACCCGGCCAGCAAGAUCAGCUCGGCCUGCUCUCGCAUCGUCACGCCCUCCACCACGACCGUCACGGCAACGCUGCCCAACACCAACACCGCCACGGUUACCGCCACCGCCCCGGCCACCUACUCCGUCACCGUGACCCAGGUCGUCACCGUCUCCGACACCGUCGCCUCGGAACUUACGGCUGAACCCGCCACCGCCACCGUCACCGUCACCGCCACAGACACCGCCACAAGGCCCAAGGUGUGCGGUGCCAAUGGUCUCCCAGGCCCCAAUGCCUUCAAUUACGGCGCCAACUUCAACACCAACCAGGCCAACUGCAUUGCAACGUGCAAAACGGACCCAAGAUGCUUAAGCACGGGUUUCUAUCAGGUCACCAGCCCUGGAGGCACCAUAACAGGUACCUGCCGUUACUACGACAAGUCCGUCAGCAAUUCCGCCUCUCUCGGCGUUGGAUAUUACAAAUUCAACGACAAGGCCUGCUGA
This is a messenger RNA of Ustilaginoidea virens, 864 nucleotides long. RefSeq lists its product as uncharacterized. Bases 1 to 864 code for a protein of 287 amino acids. The record is from RefSeq and is a predicted model, not a curated record. The transcript is spliced from 4 exons. NCBI's taxonomy places the organism in Eukaryota, Fungi, Ascomycota, Sordariomycetes, Hypocreales, Clavicipitaceae.